Anopheles arabiensis is the source of this 5447-nucleotide messenger RNA. Its product is annotated as sushi, von Willebrand factor type A, EGF and pentraxin domain-containing protein 1-like. The record is from RefSeq and is a predicted model, not a curated record. The transcript is spliced from 6 exons. Gene Ontology annotation, molecular function: calcium ion binding. Lineage: Eukaryota; Metazoa; Arthropoda; Insecta; Diptera; Culicidae. The coding region runs from base 1 to 5313 and encodes 1770 amino acids.
AUGCCCACGCUGUCUGUAGUUGCCUCACCACCUCCGGCCAUUACCGUUCAUGCCACGCAACAUCACACACUGACGCUGGUCACAACCUUUGUAACACUGAUCACUCACGCACCCACUGUUAACGUUAUCCGCAUUCUUCCUCUUUACUUCCUCCAAGAGAUCCUAUGCCCAGCGCUGCCCAAGGUCGCAUUCGCCACGUACGAUCCGACGGACUGUGCCGAGUCCAAGUCGGCCUUCGGUACGAACUGCACGCUGAUCUGCGACUUUGGCUUCGAGAUGAAGGGCGGUCCCUCGACCAAGCAGUGCGGCGGCAAACGGACCGGCACGUGGAGCAAGCUGAAAACGCCCCGCUGCAUCGAUAUCGCCCCGCCGUACAUCGAGUGUCCGGGCAACUACACCGUGCUGAUGGACGACGACUUCCCGCACGCGCUGGUCCGCCGGCUCCAGCAGCCGUACGUGUUCGACAACAGUGGCGACAACUUUACGUACUGGUCGAAGCCAGGCAUCAAGGAGGACGGGAUCCGGCUCGCCCUUGGCGAUCACGAGUUUAGCUAUAUCGCGAUGGAUGCGUUCAAGAAUAAGGCCCGCUGUAGCUUCACCGUCACGGUGAUCGAUCUAACUCCGCCCGUCUUCGAGCAGUGCCUGGAUGGCCCGGUGCACUACGUAAGUGACAGUGCCAACCCGCAGGAAACGUUCGUCCGCUGGGAGGAACCGCUGGUGUACGACAAUUCGGGGCGUAAUGUUACCGUCACGCAGAACGUAACCUUUGGCUAUCUGCCGGCAGGGCGCCACGCCGUACGGUAUCUGGCAGUGGACGCCUCCGGUAACGAAGCCGAGUGUGUGCUGAAGGUCGAGGUGAAGCAAUACACCUGCGAUCACGUACCGGAACCGCGGAACGGCUACUCGAUCUGUGCGUACAACGCGUCCCAUGCUUGGUGCGAGAUCGGCUGCAAGGAGGACUACAUGUUUAGCCUGCAGCCGGAGGAAACCAUCCGGCUGGUGUGCGAUCGGGCCAACCCAACGUGGGGCGAGCAGCUGGAAGUGCCGGAAUGCAGCAAGGUGAUCGGCUCGUCCGGGGUGGAGAAGAUCAUCACCAUCCGGCUGGACGACGAGAUGGAUCCCGGCCUCUGCAACGAUACGGAUGCCAUCAACGAGGUGUCGGAAGCGUUCAGCGAUGGGCUGCGGCAGGAGAUGUGCGGCGACCAGGCGGACUGUACGCUGAUGACGACCCUGCCGGCCUGUCCUGCCGGCAACGGGGGUACGGAAACCGCGGAGGACACUGCGGUACGGUACAGUAUCGUGAAGCGUAGCGUAAAUGCGCAGCCGUCUACUACGCCCGAUCCGGGCCGGGCGAACGAUCGGGCAAUGGUUAAGAUUUUCGUGUACAAGCGCGUCUCCCAGGAACUUGGGCUGUGGCGUCCCGAUGGCAAGCAGUCGGAAAAUAUAAAGCGUAUAAAAGAGGAGCUCGAGAAGAUCAAUGGAAAGAAAAAGCUGCGCCGUCGGCUUGGUGCUCUGAAUUUGGACCUAAGCGUCCUAAAGCUGGACGAGAAGAUACGCUGCGCGAACGGGAGCAUUUCAAAGAAAUUGGUUUGUGUGCACUGCCCCCGGGGUACGUACCACAACUACACCACCAACAGCUGCCUGAGCUGCCCGAUCGGGUCGUACAACGAACAAACGGGCCAGACCAGCUGCCAGCAAUGCCCGGAACAUCAUUCCACGCGCAAACUCAAUGCCAAACACGCCCACGAAUGUAAACCCCAGUGUCCGCCGGGGACGGUGGCAAGGUUAAAGCUGUUGAAGAAAACAAAACCCAACGGUGGAAACGUCAACGGUGCGGUGAAGUACCACAAGACGCUGAUGCCGUUCUGUCGCCUGUGUGAGCCGGGACAGUACCAGGAGCAGUACAACCGGGCCCAGUGUCUAGCGUGCCCAUCCGACCACAGUUCGCCUCGCGGAUCGAAGUCAGCCGCCGACUGCUUCCCGAUCGGCGGCCAGCUGUGCAACGGUACGGUCGGGAACGUGUGUGGAGUCGGUGGUCGGUGUGUGGUCGACCCUAGCACACUGCUCGGCUAUCAGUGCGUCUGUGACGAGAACUAUGUUGGGGAACACUGCGAGAUUGCGCUAAAUCCGUGCGGCUCGGCACCCUGCUACAAUGGGGGACGGUGCGUGAGCAACGGUAGUGCCGGGUUUGUCUGCCACUGUCAACCGCCCUAUACAGGCGGUCCACUGUGUGAGUUUUACGUGGAUCCGUGCCGGUCGGACCAUUGCAAGAACGGUGGCAGCUGCGUGGAGGUAGACGGUCGUCCAUUCUGCGAGUGCCCGCUGGGCUACGACGGUGAGCGGUGCGAGUGGCGCAAAGACUUCUGCACGCCCAAUCCGUGCGAGUUCGAGGGUAUGUGCGUUAACGUCGACGAGGGCUAUAGUUGUGCCUGCCCGAGCGGUAAAACCGGACGUCGAUGCCAUCUGGAACCGUGCGACUAUCUGCCCUGCCCGGCGGGCUCAAUGUGUCUGAACGGAGCGAACGAUACGUCCGGUGGGAACGAUAGGUUCACGGUGGUUCUGCAGACACAGCAGCUGCCAUCCAACUCAGGCUCCCUGGCGUACUCGUACCGGUGUGUCUGCCCAGUCGGAUUGAGGGGUGCCAGCUGUGCCGAACUGGACAACCCGUGUGAAACGUCCAGGUACUGCCGGAAUGGGGCGACCUGUGAACCGGCCAAACUGCGAGUGCUCGGAGCUAGUACGGCCGAAGAUUAUGAUGACGAAAGCUACCGCAAGGUACGAUGUCACUGCCCGCCGGAGUACCAUGGUAGCAGAUGUGAGCUGCUACUGUCGGCCGCCUUCGAGCUGGAGUUUCCUCGUACCGGGGUACAGGCGUACGUCAAGCUGGCAGCAGACAGCAGCGAUGCGACGGGUCUGCGGGCGAUCAGCAUGUGCGGCUGGUACCGGACGGACGAUGACUUCAACUACGGCACACUGCUGUCGUAUGCAACGGCCACCGUCGACAAUGCGUUCACGCUGACCGACUACAGUGGGCUGGUGCUGUACGUAAACGGUGCCCACGUCGUCACGAACGUCUCGUUGAACGAUGGCGAAUGGCACUUUGUAUGCGUCAGCUGGACAAAUGCAGGUGGACGGUACGCGCUGUACGUCGACGGGGAACGGAGUGCAUACGGGUCGCGUCUAAGCGAAGGUGCACCGAUACAGUCGGGCGGUUUGUACGUGUUUGGCCAGGAGCAGGAUGUACUUGGGGGUGGGUUCAGCGAGACGGAAUCGUACCGAGGUCGCAUGGCGUACGUAGACCUGUGGAAGCGUGAGCUUGAGCUGGAGGAGGUUCGUCAUCUCUACCGUACCUGCGCACCGUACAGCGGAGAUCUGGUGCGGUGGAUAGAUUUACGACUUCAGACGGUCGGACUGGUGCGCAUCGUAGCGUCGAGCUUUUGUCGCGACUGUUCGCGGAAUCAUUCGCUCCCGAAUGGGUCAGUACGGUACGACGGUACGAGAGCUGUGUUCCAGUGCGACGAAGGCUACGAGCUGAUCGGACCAUCGUUCUCUGAGUGUCUGCGCACGUCCCAGUGGACUGCGGGCGUACAGUUCUGCAAGCUAACACGCUGCGGUACCAUCGGUGCUCCUUUGAACGGUCAGGUCCUACUAACGAAGACCAGCUUUGGUGGCGAGGCUCGGUUUAGCUGCGACGAGGGAUUCCUCAUUGCCGGCGCGGAGCUUCUGCAUUGCACUGCCCGCGGUAUCUGGUCUGGGCCGCCGCCCAACUGCAUAAGCAUCGUCAAAUGUCCGCCGCUGGUGCUGGAAGCGCACGAUGGCCGCGCACCUAUCAUCUACGCAACCGAACGUGGUGUCAUUCAGCAGCACCUGGACAGCUACGAUGUGGGCGUGCUGGCGGAAGUACGCUGCCUGCCUGAGUACGCCCUAACCGAGGACAAUCUGCUCACCUGCCUCGAGAGCGGCCAGUGGGAUCUACCGCUGCCCGAGUGUGUGCCGAUUCCUCCCACGACCACGCCGGAACCGAGCCGGGAUGCUCAACCGGCCCUCAUCAUACGCGUCAACCGUCGACCGGAUGUGCAGUUCUGGAAGCAGCUGCGCGACUACCUGUUCCAUGGCUGCACGCCACCGGCCGUACCGGGCCGGGGGCUCUCGCUGUUCUGCUACUCCGCAACCGGCACGAUCGCCGGCAACAACUGGACGGAUUUGAGCGGGUUCUCGCUGCAGCGCGAUGCGCCGCGCCUCACCAACAUCGACGUGCGGCUGCUCGGCUUUCUGAUGCGCACGGUCAAGCCGAACCUCAACCGGGUGGUACCGCAAAACCUGCUGCACUUCAUACUGUACGGCUCGGUGGACCCGAUCGCACCGGAGAUGCGCUACCCGGGCCAUAUCGAGAACGCGUACCGGUUCGUGAUCUGCCAGUUUAUCGACGUGAUCCUGAUGGACCGGGAGCUCAACUACGACGACGAGCUGGUGGUGGACAUCGGGCAGGAGGAGAACACCAACACCAAGAUCAAGCAUCUGCUCAAGAACGUGGCCCAUGCCGUGUACCCGCAGUACCAGUGGCUGCUGGAGGAGCGGAGCGCGCGCGAAUCGGCCGCACUGAAAAAGAUUAUCGAGCUAGCGGAUAGGGUACCGGGGAGUCCCUCCACGACCACGACGACGACGACGACAACAACAACUGCCGCUCCGCCGAAGCGAUGCCCGCUGAGCCAUCUGCCCAGCCCGCCGAUCGACAGCCACGUGGCGAUGGUUGCGCUGGCCACCCUGCACCGUCCUGCCGGCGAGUGGCGCCUCGAGCAGCUGCUAUCGAGCGGCCAGCUAGCCGAUCCGGGCGAUCGCAUCCAGUUCGGUUGCGAUGCGGGCUUCAGCAUGCGCGGCUCGGCCAUGACCGUGUGCGGGGCGGACGGGCGCUGGACCAUGGUGGAAGGCUUCUGCGAGGGUGCCGUAUGCGAGCAUCCACCGACCCGGGCCAACAUGCUGAUUGCGCCCGGCUCGCGGGACAAGCAGUACUACGUGGACGACGAGAUCGAGUAUCGGUGCGAGCCGGGCUACACGAUCAAGGGCCAUCCGAUCGUCAAGUGUCUGCCGAACGGCCGCUGGACCCCGAUGGUGGCGCGCUGUACACGCAUCUCCUGUGGACGACCAAAGAAUCUGCCGAUGGCCUACAUACUGGCGGGCAGCUCGUUCCUGUACGGUGACUCGCUGAAGAUUCGCUGCCGGCAGAGCAGUAUCGACAUCACCUGCCAGUCCACGGGCCAAUGGACAUCGUUCGAUCAGUGUUUCCAGACUGCUGCCGUUUCCGUAGGUCGUUAGCGUCCGGGUACAAUACGUAAGGAGCAAACGAGAAGAGUAACUGUUACAAAAGGCACGUAAUGAACCUUGUAGGUACCUUGGACCUACUUCAACGGGAUAUUAAAAAAAUAAAUUCUCCUGAUUAGACGUUUAAA